ACACACAACGAGACCCCCACCCGACCCGCAGCAGGAGAGGAAACACCAAUUUCCAGGGGUCUCAUCCAGGAGAUGCGCGCGCAAAACCGGUGAUUCCUCCCUCCUCCUCCUCCUCAUUAUCCUCCUCAUCAUCAUCAUCCUCAUCUCUCACCGGGAGCGUCCAGACGCCAAGCCGACGGCAGGCAGGGAGAGACGCGGAGGAGGGCAAAGGAAGGCAUUGGCAAUUAUCAACCGUGGUCACGAUGCGCGGAUCUCCCCGCCACGGGACGCGCGCGGGGUGGACGCUCCUGCUGCUGCUGCUGCUGCUGCCGACGAUGCUGCUGGCGUCGCAGGCUGCGGAGAGGCAGCGGUCCACGGAGCACGUCGUGGUCCAGCUGAGCGAGGAGGCGCCGGAGGAGGAGGCGCGCCAACUUGCAGCACAGCACGGCUACCAGAGUGCACGCAAGGUCGCCUUUGGAAAGGGGCUCUACCACCUUUACCCCCAGGACUCCGCCAAGAGACGGAGCAAACGCAGCGCUCGCGGCAGACAGCGGCUCCAAAAAGACAGCAGGGUGAAGAGCAUUCUGGAGCAGGAGGGUUUCGACCGUCAGAAGCGAGGCUACAGAAGUUUAAACGACAUGGACGUCAACAUCAGCGACCCGCUGUUCACCAAACAGUGGUAUCUGAUAAACACGGGCCAGGCGGACGGCACGCCCGGGCUGGAUCUUAAUGUGGCUGAAGCGUGGCAACUGGGCUACACCGGUCAUGGGGUCACCAUUGCCAUAAUGGAUGAUGGCAUCGACUAUCUGCAUCCAGACCUGGCAUCAAAUUACAAUGCAGAAGCCAGUUAUGACUUCAGCAGCAAUGACCCGUACCCUUUUCCACGCUACACGGACGACUGGUUUAACAGUCACGGCACAAGAUGUGCCGGGGAAGUGUCGGCGGCGGCCAACAACAACAUUUGCGGUGUGGGUGUGGCCUACAACUCCAAAGUGGCAGGUAUUAGGAUGUUGGACCAGCCAUUUAUGACCGACAUCAUAGAAGCAUCAUCCAUCAGCCACAUGCCUCAGGUCAUUGACAUCUACAGCGCCAGCUGGGGACCGACCGAUGACGGCAAGACCGUGGAUGGCCCCAGAGAGUUAACCCUUCAGGCCAUGGCUGAUGGCGUCAACAAGGGCCGAGGAGGGAAAGGCAGCAUCUACGUGUGGGCAUCGGGAGACGGCGGUAGCUACGACGACUGCAACUGUGACGGUUACGCCUCCAGCAUGUGGACCAUUUCCAUCAACUCCGCCAUCAACGACGGACGCACGGCGCUCUAUGACGAGAGCUGCUCCUCCACUCUGGCCUCCACCUUCAGCAACGGACGCAAAAGGAACCCGGAGGCUGGCGUGGCCACCACAGACCUUUAUGGAAACUGCACACUGCGUCACUCUGGAACGUCAGCAGCAGCUCCAGAGGCAGCUGGAGUCUUCGCUCUGGCCCUUGAGGCAAACCCGGACCUAACAUGGAGAGACAUGCAGCACCUGUCGGUGCUGACUUCCAAGAGGAACCAGCUCCACGACGAGGUCCACCAGUGGAGGAGGAACGGCGUGGGCCUGGAGUUCAACCACCUGUUCGGCUACGGCGUGCUGGAUGCGGGCGGCAUGGUGAAAAUGGCCAAAGAUUGGAAGACGGUGCCCGAGCGUUUCCACUGCGUGGCCGGAUCCAUCCAGGAGAACCAUAAAAUCCAGUCGGGCAACAAGCUGGUCCUGGCCAUCGCCACCGACGCCUGCCAGGGCAAGGACAACUUUGUCCGCUACCUGGAACACGUCCAGGCGGUCAUCACCGUCAACGCCAGCCGCCGGGGCGACCUCAACAUCAACAUGACCUCGCCCAUGGGCACCAAGUCCAUCCUCCUCAGCCGGAGGCCCCGCGACGACGACUCCAAAGUGGGCUUCGACAAGUGGCCCUUCAUGACCACCCACACCUGGGGCGAGGACCCGCGCGGGACCUGGGUGCUGGAGGUGGGCUUCCGAGGCGAGGAGCUCCAGCGAGGCGUCCUCAAGGAGUGGACCGUCAUGCUGCACGGAACACAAAGUGCCCCAUACAUAGACCAGAAGGUGCGCGACUACCAGUCCAAGCUGGCCAUGUCGAAGAAGGAGGAGCUGGAGGAGGAGCUGGACGAGGCCGUGGAGAGGAGCUUGAACAGCUUGCUGAGUAAAAGCAACUAAAAUUCUCGCCUGCAUGACCCUAACUCGCUUCUCAUCCUUCCUAUCGCUACUUCUACCUCUCUCGCCCUCCUCACCCUGCUUUUUCUACAUUUCAGUUCCGACCUCCAAUGAAUGUUCAGUGUUAUCAAUGACAGUAUACCCUUCAGUAAUCGGAGAAACAUCAUUUUUACACUCGGACAUACAGUCGUGGUCAAAAGUUUACAUACACUUGUGAAGGACAUUGUUAUGGUUACUGAGGGGAGGUGACGGCAAGAGACACCAGGGGGCUUAUAUAGCUCUAAGUAUUUAUUAUAUAUAGCCACUAUAUAUAAUAAUCCAUCCAUCCAUCCAUCUUCUUCCGCUUAUUCGAGGUC
This is a messenger RNA of Nerophis lumbriciformis (worm pipefish), 2542 nucleotides long. RefSeq names its product proprotein convertase subtilisin/kexin type 2 (gene pcsk2). Lineage: Eukaryota; Metazoa; Chordata; Actinopteri; Syngnathiformes; Syngnathidae. Gene Ontology annotation, cellular component: neuron projection; membrane. Gene Ontology annotation, biological process: peptide hormone processing. The record is from RefSeq and is a predicted model, not a curated record. Gene Ontology annotation, molecular function: serine-type endopeptidase activity.